Molecule: messenger RNA, 1614 nt
Organism: Psilocybe cubensis
Lineage: Eukaryota; Fungi; Basidiomycota; Agaricomycetes; Agaricales; Agrocybaceae
Exons: 20
Coding region: 1-1614 (537 amino acids)
Biological process (GO): amino acid transport; transmembrane transport
Cellular component (GO): membrane
Molecular function (GO): transmembrane transporter activity
Source: RefSeq, a predicted model, not a curated record
AUGACCAGCGACGGCGACAAGAAGCAGAUAACGUUCCAGGUCGCCAAUGAUGAUGAUCAAGAGCUGGUAGCCUUGGGCUAUAAGCCCUCAUUUAAGCGAGAGUUCACGAAUCUGGCUACGAUUAGUUUUGCGUUCAGUAUCAUGGGUUUAUGUUCUAGCAUCUCAACGACUUUCAACACUCCUCUCCUUCUGGGCGGACCGGCAUCUGUUGUAUGGUGCUGGAUUCUCGGUGCUUCUUUGUGCUUUACCCUCGGUGCCAGUAUCGCAGAAAUCGUUAGUGCAUAUCCCACGUGCGGUGGCUUAUACACUGCAUCUGCCCAACUGGUUCCUGCGAAAUAUCGAGCCAGGGUUGGCUGGCUGGUGGGAUGGCUCAACAUCCUCGGACAGAUCGCUGGUAUCUCUUCCACUGAGUUUGGUCUGGCCAACAUGAUCCUCGCCGCCGUCAGCGUGGGCCGAAACGGUAACUUUGAAAUCACUGAGGGUAAGGUUGUUGGUCUCUUUGCAGGACUUCUUAUCGUCCAUGGUCUCCUCAACUCGGUGACUACACGUCAUCUGGCCCAGAUGACCAAAGGCUUUGUGUUCGUCAACCUCGGGGCAACUUUCAUCAUCAUCAUCGUGUUGUUGGCAAAGACUCCCCGUUCAGAAAUGCAUCCUGCCAACUAUGUGUUCGGAUCUGCCGGUAUCAUCAAUCAGUCAGAAGGUUGGAAUACUGGCAUUGCUUUCCUCUUUGGUCUGCUUUCAGUACAGUGGACGAUGACGGACUACGACGCCACAGCACAUAUAUCGGAGGAAGUUAAGCGCGCAGCCUACGCAGCUCCAUCGGCUAUUUUCAUUGCUGUCGUUGGUACUGGUCUGAUUGGGUGGCUCUUGAACAUCGUUCUCGUUCUCUGUUCUGGUCCUCUCGAAGCUCUUCCAGGACCUUCCAACUCUGCCGUAUUGGAGAUUCUGUACCUCCGAGCCGGUAAAGCUGGUUCACUUAUCAUCUGGGUCUUCGUUUGUUCUACUGCAUUCUUUGUCGUACAAACUGCUCUUCACGCCGCUUCAAGAACUAUAUAUGCGUUCAGUCGUGAUCACGGACUUCCCGAUGCUGGUUACUUCGGAAAGACGUCCAAACUUACGCAAACACCCCUGCGCGCCAUCUGGUUAACGACCUUCGUCAGCAUUCUACCUGGUCUCCUCGACCUUGCCAGCCCUGUCGCCGCCAACGCCAUUUUCUCACUGACUGCCAUGGCACUCGAUCUCAGCUACGUGAUCCCUAUCUUCUGCAGACGGGUAUUCCAAGAUCACCCUGAUGUGAUGUUUAAACCUGGACCUUUCUACAUGGGCAAGGGGUGGUUGGGAAUUACCUGCAACGUUGUCUGCAUCGCUUGGACGAUUUUCAUUUGCGUUAUCUUUUCACUCCCAACAGUGAGACCUGUUACCAAGGAUAACAUGAAUUAUGCUUCGGUUAUCACAAUCGGUGUAAUCUUCCUGGCUUCCCUUUGGUACAUCGCCGCCGCUCAUAAACACUACACUGGACCCAAGUCAAAUCUCAACGACGAUAGUGUGGAAGCUGUUACCCAAAGCUUAUCGAGUGAGGACUCUGAUUCCGACAGGAAGACGCCUGUGGCAUAG